GAGUGCAGAAAAGCGUAGAAGAAGAGUGGCACCAAAACGCUAUGGCGGCUGACAGUUUGUAAUGAGCCAGCGAAAGCAUCACAGACUCCCGCAAGUUUAAAAGAUCUCCCUUAUACCUUGUCUGUGGAUAAUAACCACCGCCAAAAUGCUGAUCACUUUGAAAACUUUACAACAGCAGACGUUCAAAAUCGACAUCGACGAGGAGGAGACGGUGACGACAUUAAAGAAGAGGAUUGAACAAGAGAAGGGCAAGGACAAUUUUCCUGUUGCUGGACAAAAACUCAUCUAUGCUGGUCAAAUCCUCAGCGAUGACUCCAUCCUCAAAGAAUACAAAAUUGAUGAGCUUAACUUUGUGGUCGUCAUGGUGACAAAGCCUAAAAAGGCCUCCGCUCCAUCUCAGCCGUCACCAGCUGCGUCGACGGCAAGCACGGCACCCCCUCCGACGGCGUCGUCCACUUCGCACAAUCCAACAACACGACUUCCAGCGGACGGCCAAGCAGAAGCGAGGCGACCUGCUGCUGCUGCGGCUGCGGCUGCUGACCAGGCUCCUCCCGCUAUGGGUGUCUGGGAGACUUUCGGGAACCUAAUAGACGAGGCAGGUUCAACUGUUGUGACGGGCGCGUCGUACGAUGCCAUGGUGACAGAGAUGAUGCUGAUGGGCUAUGAGAGAGAGCAGGUUGUGGAGGCGCUAAGAGCCAGCUUCAACAACCCCGACCGAGCCGUGGAGUACCUGCUCUCGGGUAUCCCAGGCAGGGACCAGGUCCUGGCUAGAGGGUCUGACACCGCAUUGAGUGGAACUCCAGCCGGACCCACUGGGGAUAUAAAUGACCCAGAUAGCAUGGGUGCCUCACAGGAUACAGAUAAUCCGCUGAAUUUCUUAAGGAAUCAGCCUCAGUUCCACAUGAUGCGGCACCUGAUCCAGCAGAACGCCUCACUGCUUCCCGCUCUGCUGCAAGAGAUCGGUAGGGAAAACCCAGAGCUGCUGCAGGAGAUCAGCAACCACCAGGAACACUUCAUUCAGAUGCUAAACGAGCCUCUCCCCGAGUCGCCUGGGCCCAUGGCCGACGAUUCCGGGGGCUCAGGAGGGGUGCAGAGCAACUCGCAGAGCAGCAGCAACAUGAGCUACAUUCAGGUCACCCCGCAGGAGAAGGAAGCCAUCGAAAGGUUAAAAGCGUUGGGCUUCCCGGAGGGGCUGGUGAUACAAGCUUACUUCGCGUGCGAGAAGAAUGAGAACUUGGCUGCCAACUUCCUUUUACAGCAGAACUUUGAUGACGAUUGAGAGACGAUCUGACUUUUGCUUUUAAUUUUUGUUGUUGUUGAUUUCUUACAUUUGAUUGGCGCUAUUGAAUAUAAAUAUAUAAGCCAUUUAUUUACAUGCCUCUAACCCCCUAAAAAUGAAUUUAUUUACCACUGUGUUGAUUGUUGAUUGAUUAGUAAUCUAAUCUUUCUGCAUUUUUUCCGAAUACAGUAAUGACACUUUUUUCCAUGUAAAGGAAGAUCAAUAUGGUUUGAAAUGGCUGUAUAAUUUACACAUAACCGUCUUUUUUUUUUGUGUGUAAUUUUUGCAAACUCUAGCGUGUUAAUAAUCAUGACACCAUUUUUUUGUCGACCCCACCCCUCUCACACAUGCACACUCACACAUACACACAAACCUUAUUAGCAUGUGAACCAGCUGGAGUUAUGUGCUUUAUACACAUAUUCAUUAAUAGUCAUUUAAUCUUGAAUAAAUACCAUGUGUUCUACUGUG
Phyllopteryx taeniolatus (common seadragon) is the source of this 1747-nucleotide messenger RNA. It is a transcript of the gene rad23b, whose product is annotated as RAD23 homolog B, nucleotide excision repair protein. Gene Ontology annotation, molecular function: proteasome binding; damaged DNA binding; ubiquitin binding. The record is from RefSeq and is a predicted model, not a curated record. Gene Ontology annotation, cellular component: cytosol; nucleoplasm. The transcript is spliced from 10 exons. Lineage: Eukaryota; Metazoa; Chordata; Actinopteri; Syngnathiformes; Syngnathidae. Gene Ontology annotation, biological process: nucleotide-excision repair; proteasome-mediated ubiquitin-dependent protein catabolic process. Bases 146 to 1279 code for a protein of 377 amino acids.